This is a messenger RNA of Racocetra persica, 1189 nucleotides long. The record is from the annotation of a GenBank genome assembly. NCBI's taxonomy places the organism in Eukaryota, Fungi, Glomeromycota, Glomeromycetes, Diversisporales, Gigasporaceae.
CCCAUACCAAAACCAGAAAAUAGACGCUUUACACCAAAAUUAUAUUUUAAAAACAAUCCAAUUUUGAAAUUUCUUGGAGAUCUACACAUAAAAGAACUCUGGACUUCAGUUUCUAAUUUUAAUAAAAAUAACUCAGUACCAUUUUGGUUAAAAUUAGCUGAGAAAGGUUUAAACGGAGCAUUUGAAUCAAAGUCUAUAUUUAAAGGACUAUGUGAAAUAAUGAUACAAAUAGCUCAGUGUAAAGAUCAUAGCAAAGGUAUUCAAAAUUUGAAAUAUUCUGAAAAUAUUACCCACUUUAUGGCUGUACUUUCUAGCCUAAGCCCAAAAGCGCUCUUGCGUCAAAAAUCUGGAGAGUAUAUGUCUGAUACAAGUAUAUGUUUAGAAAAUAUGGCACACUUUAAAAGAUUAGCUGAUUCUAUAAACUAUGAUAGGCCAGUUAUCGCAAUGACUGAUAAUAUUAAGGUUUAUUCUCGUCUUGGCUAUUCUGCAAAUUUUGGGUGUAUUAUUGGUUCUAUUUUUUCACUUGAUCAAACUCUCAUUAAUGAUUAUAAUGAGACAGAAUCAGUUAUUCAAAGUAUAAUUUCGAACAAUGCAAUAGCAAAGCAAGUUCGUUUGUAUUUACUUCAAAUACCAUUACCAAAGUUUCUACCAGUUGUAAUCGGGUUGAUUCCAAAUAAUAGAAAUGAAACAUCUGCACGAAUACUAAAAAUACAUGAAAAAGUGCUAGAGAUAGCUCAACAACUUUCAAUUCACAUAGUUUCAAUAGGAGCUGACGGUGCUAUUUCAGAAUUUAAUGCUCAAAAGCAUUUAAUGUCCAAAAAUACUAGAUUGACCAAGAGUUUUCAUGAUCUAAUAUAUAAUAUAAACUUUAUCUGUUCAGUUUUUCCUGGAGUAGGACCAGUAAUUCGAGUUUUAGAUCUGUUGCAUGCCCAAAAAUCUGCACGAAACGCACUGUUUUCUGGUGUACGAUUACUUACUUUAGGAAAUUAUAUAGCAAUGUAUGAUCAAGUAUUAGAUAUGUGUAAACAAGAUGAUAGCAUUUUGUAUAAAAAAGAUGUUAUUAAUUGUGAUCGCCAAGAUGAUGGUGCUAGCUAUCAUCUUUUCUAUUCCUCACUUCUUAAUCAAGUUAUGAAUUCAAAUAUUUCUAACGAUAUUUGCUGUGGACUUUUUGUUUAUUUGUUUGUAAUUG